Molecule: messenger RNA, 611 nt
Organism: Passer domesticus (house sparrow)
Lineage: Eukaryota; Metazoa; Chordata; Aves; Passeriformes; Passeridae
Gene: SMIM26
Product: small integral membrane protein 26
Exons: 2
Coding region: 49-363 (104 amino acids)
Source: RefSeq, a predicted model, not a curated record
CGUGCCCCCUCUGGGGGCGGGGCCUCUCUCGCGUCCGCGCGGGCGGCCAUGAAGCCGGCGCGCGCCGCCGUGUGGAACGCCCGGGCCGCGCUGCUCUACUCGCUGGGCGCCUGGACCACGCUGGGCGGCCUCAUCUACUACAGCCGCCUGGAGAAAGGCAGCACCGGCACCGGCUCCGAGAAUGAAAAUGAUCCUGAGGCAAACCAAGGGCCCCGCAAGGAAGUACACACUAAGGAAUAUCCUUUUGGAUUGACAGUGACAACAGAAAUAACAUACAAAGAGGUUCAGCCUCCUCUUACUCGGCUGCUCAGGCGUGUGGUAUCAUUCUUUGUUCCUAAUGGUGACCCUCCUUCUGAAAAGUGAGCUGUGCAGAAGCUCGGAACGCUGUGCUGGACCUCUGAGAACAUCAUCCCAGAGCACUGCUGGAACACUGUCCCUUGCAUUGCUGGAGCUGCUUUCCCAGCAGGACAAACCCAGGCCAUCCAGGCUGUACCUGGGAUGGCUCCUCAGCUCUGAAAUGGAUACUUCAGGAAUGAUGAGUAAAUGGCGAGGAAUGUAGUUUAAUGUUUUGGAGCUCUUAAUGGUCCUUCAAAUAAAAGCUCGAGAGAUGA